AUGCCGCAUUCUCGCUGUAUCUCACCAUCCACGGAGGAUUUGAUUGGCUGUCGCUGGACGUGCCGCCGAGCUGAAGUGGACGGGCUGCGAAUUAUCACGCCUUCGUCGGUCCUGCUGCUUCGCCAGAACCACUCGCGCGCGCUGAUCAUCCCGUCGCAUCUGCAGCUCGCGAAGCGCUAUUCGCUCUACCCCGACUUCUUCAUCCACAUCUACGACGAGUUCCAGAAAGGAAACGAAUCGGUCACGCAGGAAUACGCGGAAAUCCCUGCCGAUAUGUUCAUCGCCGUCAUUCAGCAGCUCCUCUCUUACUGCGAGUGGGACAACUUCAGUCCUCAAAACCCCGAGCUUCUCUCCGCGCUAAAGCUCGCCAUCCGCUUGCUGCCCAAGCAGUCGCAGAUCCAUUCCCUGUGCAACGCGCUGUACUUCACCUGCUGCAACGUGAAGGUCCUCAACAAUCUCCGGCUGGAAGGAAUGCCGAUGACCAUGGAGGAGUUCCGGAAUCUCUCCUUCCCCGUGGUGAUUUCGCGGCUGCUGCUGCAGAACAAGCACUUGGUGGCGCUGAGCAUCUGCGAUGUCUACAACUCGCACAGCAACAAGCAGUAUCAGCAAGAGAAGGACAACUAUUUCGACGAGUUCCGCGGAAUCAUCGCGAUGGACUGGGCCACAAAGAAGAUCCAAAACUCCACAGAGAAUUCAGAGCAGCUCGCCACGAUGGUGUUUACCAACAUUCUGAAGGUCGGUCGCGUUCCGAUCAUCCCCAUCAUUCUCAACAUCUACGACAUUCGCCCCGAUCUCGCGAUUUCGCUGCUGCUUCUCGAGCCCAACGACAGCUUAGCGAUCGCUUGCCUUCUCAAGAUCGAAGAAUACCACGAAGUGGAGCUUGUAAUGCGCUGCGUCGAGCGGACGAAACGCGCGAUCCAGAGCUCGUCUUCGCACAUGGCGAGUCGCGAAGAAUGGUUCGAUUUGAUCUGCGAGAGCGAAACGGCGGUGGAUUUGUUCCUCGAUUACUACACGGAAGUGGAGUUCUACGAUCUGGUGAUCGAGUUCUACAACCACACAGCGCGGUAUCGCGACGAGUUCUAUCAGCUGCUGUACAACGCGGUGUACGACGUGGACUCGCUGAAUAAGAACUCGAUGUUUGAAUUGGACGAAGUCGAGAAGGUCGAGGCGAAAAUGUUCGAUCUCCAGCGAUGCGUCGAUCUGCUUCUUCCCGGCGUAAACGACUUCGAAGUCUCGUGCAUCAAGAACCAAAUGACUUUAUACAAGGUCCAGACGCAGCUGUCAACCUCGAUUCUCAACUAUUCCCUUUAUAACACGAUCACAAACCUUCUCGCGCGUCGCCAUGAAGACAGCGAUCGGCAUGCCGCCUAUCUCAAGCAGCAAUACGCCAUCACGGACGUUCGGUACGAUAUUCUGAAGAUCUACGGACUGGCGAAGGUGGGAAGUUGGGAGGAGAUUCGUCACAUCUACGCGGCGCGCAAGAACAUCGUGCCCAUCGAGUGCUUCUUGCAAGUCGUGCUGGGGAAGAAGGCGUACAACGAGGGAGAUUACUAUCUGAAGGUGAUGAAUGUGAAGGAUUCGCCGGCACUCGCGCUGCAUUAUGCCUUGUUGCUGAAUCAAUGGACGCUGGCGACGCAGUUGGCGGUGCAGCUUAACGAUUAUAGCAGUAUUAUUAUUAUUAUGGACAGUGUGGGAAAUGAUGUGCCUGGAAUUCGAAUGGAGUUGUUCAAUUAUAUUCGGAACAGCGGAUACGAGCGAGAAAGUCCCUUCGUGAACGAUGUCAAGUUCCAUCCAGUGCUGAAGGCUAAAAAGUCGUUUGCUAGCGGAAUCCUUGCGGCCUUCACUAGUUCCGAUAGCUCUGCCGCAGUGGUUGCCGAUGAGAAUGCACCGGAUUCGCAAACUGCACAGCCAGCACCUGCUACGCAGACAUCCACCGCAGGUGGUUUGUUUAACAAGUUAAAGAAACAAGUAACAUUGAAGUUGCGUGAGAGCUACAAACGGGAGAGUUACCACGAAUUCUCCAAUUCACUCCAAGUCUGGUCCCUUUGGCAAACGAACGCUUGCUCAUUCAUGAUCAUUUUGAAUAAACCACCCUGCCGCCAACUUGCACCGUUGCUGAAAUCGAUAACGGCUACAACAACAAUUUCAAGUAGAAAGGGAGUGAUAUUCUAA
Messenger RNA from Blastocystis hominis, 2172 nucleotides. RefSeq lists its product as hypothetical. Gene Ontology annotation, cellular component: HOPS complex; cytoplasm; endosome. Gene Ontology annotation, biological process: vacuole fusion, non-autophagic; intracellular protein transport; endosomal transport. The record is from RefSeq and is a predicted model, not a curated record. NCBI's taxonomy places the organism in Eukaryota, Bigyra, Opalinata, Blastocystidae. The transcript is spliced from 15 exons. Gene Ontology annotation, molecular function: actin binding. The coding region runs from base 1 to 2172 and encodes 723 amino acids.